AUGCGCAGAAUCCUUUUCCCCCUUCGCCGCGGUAUCCCACGACUCAUGUCACAGGUGGUAGAGUGCGCCAACUUUGUCGUUGUCACUCCUAUCGUGUCGGCAUCCAAGCCAUACCGGAGUUCCAACUGCUGGAAAGCCAAGACUGUCCUGUUCGACGAAGCCGCCGCCAUGCAUCGAGCGGAUGGGCUCUUGGUUUACGGCAACUCCAUCAGACCUGCUGUGGUCUUCGGCAAUGAGAAGCAGCUGCCUUCAGCCCCCAUGCCCAUGGGCGCCAGACGGGAUGAUGAAAAUGCGGUCAACAGAUUCGGACAGGAUGCAAAGACCUCUUCGCUCUCUAUGUUUGACACGGCGUUGGCAGUGACAUACUCGCAUUUGAAGGACCAUUUCUCCUACGGUCCUUCAUGCGAGCUCAGUACCUUGUCGUACGCGAAUGCUAUCCGAACCUUCAUCAAUGGAGAGCACAAUCUUGGUUUGCCUCCGACGACAAUGUCACCCGUUUUCGUCGAUUGCGUCGAAUGCCCCAGUCGCAAGGAUCCAGUAUCGAAGUCCCGAUACAACCCCCGCGCGACCGUCUGCAUGAUUCAAUGGCUGGAGGAGUUCAGCAACGCAGUCAACUUCCCACCGGACAAGAUUGUUGUGAUCACUCCAUAUCGGGCCCACAUGCUCUCCAUCAAAAACAAGCUCGAGACCAACUCUCUCUUCUCGAAGGUCCAGACAGCAACCAUCGAAUCAUACCAGGGCCGCGAGAAUGAAAUGGUAUUCCGUUCUCUUACUGUCGACAGAGAUACCGGCCCCUGCUUUGUUGCACAGCCGCAGCGGUUGAAUGUAGCUACCGGUCGCCAUAAGCUGUUUAUGGUUGUCUUUGGAGACGUCCAGACUUCAAUCUCCCAGGAGCCUGACAAAUGCAUCAAGGCUGUCACUGAAGAAGGAACCAAGAUGACUAUAAAGCCUGGCAUGUUCCAUACAUUCAUCGAGUGGUUUGUGAAGAACAACCGCGCGGCAAAAGUCGAGGGAGAUCCCACUGUUGACCCUGAUGAGGAAUGGGGGAUGGCGGAGAGGGGCAGUGAAAAUAUCCUCUAA
Messenger RNA from Fusarium coffeatum, 1080 nucleotides. RefSeq lists its product as uncharacterized. NCBI's taxonomy places the organism in Eukaryota, Fungi, Ascomycota, Sordariomycetes, Hypocreales, Nectriaceae. The record is from RefSeq and is a predicted model, not a curated record. Bases 1 to 1080 code for a protein of 359 amino acids. The transcript is spliced from 2 exons.